Molecule: messenger RNA, 3584 nt
Organism: Nematostella vectensis (starlet sea anemone)
Lineage: Eukaryota; Metazoa; Cnidaria; Anthozoa; Actiniaria; Edwardsiidae
Product: solute carrier family 4 member 11
Exons: 19
Coding region: 303-2873 (856 amino acids)
Biological process (GO): transmembrane transport; monoatomic ion homeostasis; monoatomic anion transport
Cellular component (GO): basolateral plasma membrane; plasma membrane
Molecular function (GO): solute:inorganic anion antiporter activity
Source: RefSeq, a predicted model, not a curated record
GCGAUGGCAUGUGCGUUUGCUCGCGGUAAAUUUCACAACCUUUCAAAAAGCAAAAGACUUCGUAUCGGUUUCUCUCUGUCUACCGUCUGCUACCGCGGAGAGCGCGAUAAGUACUGUACGUAUUUUACCUCUCAAGUAAAGGAGACUUUCAAGGAGAGUGUUUAUAGGACAUGAACCUGAGACAAGCAGGGAAAUAUUCGUCCUUUUCGGCGCAUGGUAGAAGGAGGACUUCAGAUUAUCAAAGAAACACGAAAUUCAGUACGAAAAAAUAGUCUUAUAGAGUCUGGAAGUCGACAGUUAAAAUGGAACAAGUUGAAAUUGAGAUGGAAGACACUUUCACUGAAGAUGGAGCACGAGAAGGAAGGGAAUUAUUUCCUUCUACCGAUGUGAAUAAUAUCAGUCGAGCAACUACGACAAGCGAACUGAACGUCGCUUCCUCCGAGCUUGAUCUAGCAAACAGUUCCCCUUCGUUAUCUUUUCGCCCCAGAUCUAACACAGCGAGCACAUUUGACGGUUUAUUAGAAACGCAAGUAUCUAGAGAUGACACAGAAGAUGGAGAUCUUGACGAUUAUGAGAAAGAGACAUCACUUAUGCUAGUCAAACAUCAGAAAAUAGACAUGAAGAACUUCUCCACUGAAGUACGUGCCCGCAAGGAUAUUGACAGGUUUCUUGAGAAGCCAACUGUUCUGUUGAAUGUCCAUAAGACAAAGAUAGAGGACAUCAUAGACCUCAUGCUAGACAAAAUUAUUGAAGACAAACAACUACAGAAAGUAAAUUUCUCUGCGGCAAGGACAGCUUUUUUCACCAAAGAUUCAGUGCACUGCCUGUCCCAUGUGAUCCAGGGGACUGAGAUCUCAGAAGGAGGGGGUUGGGAGGAGACGCAGAACUGGCUUGUGGCAAUGGCUGAUCUCCCAUCUAUUCAGCAAAGUCACAUCGCCAUGUCCCGCCUGAGACAUGCCACUAAUCUAGGGAGAACUCUACAGGGGACUCACCUUGUUGUCCUUAUACUCUCACCUGUCAAGACUAAAAAGACCAAGAACUCGCUUGAGCUGGGUAGAACUUUUGCUACUUUACUAUCUGACAUUGACUUCAGACAGUCACUCUUAGAAGCUGAGUCCAAGGAGGAAUUUGUGAAAGUCUUAGCUGAAAGAAAGUCUGAUUUGUCUAAUAAUCGCAAUAAGCCUGAAAUAAACAGCAAGCUGGUUCGCUCUGCUUCUAAAGUUGUCUCAUCGUUUGCCAUUAAACCUGAAGUAAAGGAGCAGGAAACUAGUACCAUGAAGCCUUGUCGAGGGAUACGUGAUGAUUUUAUGAGAAGGAUGCCACAUUACUUAUCAGAUUUCAAAGACGGUGUUGUGGGUCACCGUACUCUGUUCAAACUUGUAUCAACUGUGAUAUUCCUGUAUUUUGCCUGCAUCCUGCCCUCUGUUGCAUUUGGAGUACUCAAUAGCAAAAAUACCAAAGGAAAAAUGGAUGUACAGAAGGUGCUUGUUUCUCAAGUUUUUGGUGGGCUAUUUUUCUCAUUGCUGGGUGGCCAGCCUUUAAUUAUAUUACUGACCACUGCACCACUGGCGCUAUACAUUAAAGUGAUUUACACUAUUAGCGAGGACUUUGACCUGGACUUCCUGGCCAUGUACACAUGUACUGGACUGUGGAAUGCAUUCUUCCUGGCCGUUUACUCUGUGUUUGGAGUAUCGAACCUCAUGAGAUGGUCUACCAGGUCAACAGAAGAGAUCUUUGCCCUGUUUAUCUCCAUUGCCUUCACUGUGGAUGCUGUCACUAGUAUCAAGCAGGAGCUUACCAAUCCAUACUGCAUUGGAGUGCCGUAUAGCUCAUGUGGAAUUUGUGGAGUGGCUGGGAGUGGUAAUGUCUCAACAAGUCAGUGCUCGGCUUUUGGCGAGAACAUGUGCUAUUGUUCCAGAGAGGCAGGCACGCUGUACCUACUACUCAGUCUAGGCACGGUACUUUUGGGUGUCACACUCUACAACUUUAAAAAGAGCCCCUUUCUGGAUGCAAACAAGAGGGAAGCUUUGGCAGACUAUGCCUUGCCGGUGGCAGUGCUUUUUUUCUCUUUCAUUGGAACAUAUUUUUUUAGUGGAGAAUCAUUACACACAUUCAAGAGUAGUGGAGAGGUAACUCUAACGCCCUCCUCCUUGUCUUCGCUGUCAGCCGGAGCUGUGUUUGGAGCCUGUGGUCUUGGUUUCUGUUUGUCCCUACUCUUCUUCAUGGAUCAGAACAUUUCUAGUGCAAUGGUUAAUAAUCCUGGAAACAGGCUCAAAAAAGGGAGUGCUUUUCACCUAGACCUACUGGUGGUUGCCAUAAUAAAUGGCAUUUUGUCAGCAUUUGGGUUACCAUGGAUACACGGUGCCCUUCCCCACUCUCCUCUCCACGUCCGUGCACUUGCCGAUGUGGAGGAGCGUGUGGACCAGGGUCAUGUCUUUGACAUCAUAGUGAAGGUGCGAGAAACUCGUUUAACUACUCUGAUCGCUCACAUACUGAUCGGCCUAUCCCUGCUCAUGUUGCCAACACCUCUGGACUACAUACCCACUGCAGUGCUAGAUGGACUUUUCCUCUUUGUGGCUGUCACUUCUCUUGAUGAUAACCAAAUGUUUGAGCGGCUGCUACUCUUUGUAACUGAACAGUCUGCCUACCCUCCCAACCAUUACAUCAGACGUGUGCCGCAGCGCAAGAUGCAUGCAUAUACCGGCAUGCAGAUGCUUCAACUUGGUAUACUAUGUGGUUUUGGCUUCAGCCCCAUGCCUUACCUGAAGAUGGUAUUUCCAGUCCUUCUGUUGCUUCUACUCCCAAUAAGACAUUUAGUUGUCCCCAGAGUAAUAGAACGCAAGUUCCUGGAUGCCAUUGACACAUAUCUUUGAAGUCCCAUUCCUUGGAACAAGUGUUGAGUUUGGUCAGGAGUCAGGAAUGACCUGGAAUUUAAGUAAAUUUUAGGCUGGAUAGGAUAUGUAAAAAGGCAAAGGAAAGCCUGAUAAGAGUCGCUAUUACCUUUUUUUACCACAUUGAGUAUGAUUCUCCAAAACUUGAAAUUACCAUACUAUUCAAAAGUGUUAGUAUUUGAUUUUGCGAAGAAAUAUAUAUUGAGGCACUUUAAUAAUAUAUUAUUUUAUUUGACAUGAAAUUAAGAUGAACAUCAAUGUCAGAGUAUUUAAAAACAUUUUCCGAAAAAAGAGUAUUACAGUAGAGUGGUUUUCAAAAUCCAGUGCAACAAAAUGUUAUUGUUAAAGUAAAAUUGUCAAGCCAAUUAAUUAGUUAAUUACAUCUCAAGAUAAGAGGCAUGAACUAAAGCACAGGGCGCAUAGUUCAGUGUUGAUUUUAUUCCUCAAUAAUUGCUUUUUUAGAAUCUGCUACUUAAUUAAUUAAAAAGUGUGGACAUUAUUUCAGAAGUUUGGAAAAGUGUGGACAUUAUCAGAAGUUUUCAAAAGAAAUAUGAAAAUAUAACAAAGAAAACAAGACAUGCUGUAUCCAGUGGCUGUUUUAAAUAUAUUUUUCUCAACAAAUAUUUCAAUAUUUACAUAGUUGUCAUAAAGGAAAAGAUUAUUUGUAAAUAAAGGAACUUUUGAAAAACAAAA